AUGGCACAUGUGAUAGAUCCCAGAAAGGGCCAUGUGGACUUAGACAUGUACAAAAGCUCGUACAUGAUUGACUAUCAGCCCUAUGGGAAGCACAAAUACUCUAAGGUCACACCGCAAGAGCAGGCAAAGCUCUACCGCCAACUCCGGGACAAAGAGUUUUAUAGAUCUAUCCGCAGCCCCAACCCCAGACUGGAGGAUGGCUACCCUGCCUUUCAAAGACCUCACAUGACUGCGAAAGACCUGGGGCGCCCUGGCUUCUUCCCAUCACAAAAUGUUGCAGCCCCAGUGGAAGAUGACUGCUGGUUCACCACUACCUGCUAUUCUGUGUACCCGCAGUCUCUUGCACUGUACCUGUCCCAGGGAAACCCCCAAUGGCUUCACCAGAGACCUGAAUUUCCAUGUCUCCUGGAGCCAGAGCAUCAGCCUGCCCCACAUGUGGGCAAAGGCUACCUUCUAUUGCCUGGAUGCCCCUGUCCUAGUCACCAAAGAGUCAAGGUCCCCAUCUUGAAUCGGUGGGGGCCCCUGAUGCCCUUUUACCAGUAA
Molecule: messenger RNA, 543 nt
Organism: Jaculus jaculus (lesser Egyptian jerboa)
Lineage: Eukaryota; Metazoa; Chordata; Mammalia; Rodentia; Dipodidae
Gene: Spmip9
Product: testis expressed 37
Exons: 3
Coding region: 1-543 (180 amino acids)
Cellular component (GO): cytoplasm
Source: RefSeq, a predicted model, not a curated record